GAAGUGGCUUGGGGCAAGAUGCAUGUUGGCCGGCGGUGUGCCUCACGUCUGGAAGUUUAGGGGCUGGAGGUUCCUGGGCCGGCUACUGCUUUCGCAUCUUUCUUCUUGCAGCCGUUCCUUUGGGUCUGGCCACCGUUUGUAGCAUCCCUUCCCCACCGCGGGCCGCCCCUGGAACUCACGGAGAGAAAGCAGAAGGAAUUCCCAGAUGGAAUUGGCAUGGCAGAAGGCUAAGAAGGCAAGGAGUUAUUUCUGGAGAGGAUCACUUAAAUGACAUCCAUGUCAUGAAGUACCCUUAAAGAAGAGGCCCUCAGAAGGUUCUUCUCUUAAGAAGAUAAAGAAGGUAGUAGAAACGAGUCUCCUGAGCUUUUCUGGCCCUAAAUGGCAGCAGAAUCAAGAAAGUCUUUAGCUCCAUCCCCACCAGAUCAGGUUCCUGAAGAGGACCUUGUAAUUGUCAAGGUAGAGGAAGAUCAUGGUUGGGACCAGGAAUCAAGUCUACAUGAAAAUAACCCUCCUGGCCAAGAGCUGUUCCGCCUACGCUUCAGGAAAUUAUGCUACCAAGAGACACUAGGACCCCGAGAAGCUCUAAUCCAACUCCGCGCACUUUGCCAUCAGUGGCUGAGGCCAGAUUUGAACACCAAGGAGCAGAUCCUGGAGCUGCUGGUGCUGGAGCAGUUCUUGACCAUCCUGCCUGAGGAGCUCCAGACUCUGGUGAAGGAACAUCAGCUAGAGAAUGGAGAGGAAGUGGUGACCCUACUGGAGGAUUUGGAAAGGCAAAUUGAUAUAUUGGGACGGCCGGUCCCAGCUCGUGCACAUGGACAUAGGGUACUCUGGGAGGAGGUGAUGCAUUCAGAAUCUGCACCGGAGCCUCCAGAUACUCAGCUCCAACCUGUGGCAAUGCAACACAAAUCUCCAGUGCUCCAAGGGCCACACAAUAGAGCCAUAUCAGUUUCACAGAGUCCUACCCCUUCCCAGAAAGGAAGUCCUCGAGACCAGGAGAUGACAGCUACACUGCUUACAGCAGGGUUCCAGACUUUAGAGAAGAUCGAAGACAUGGCUGUGUCCCUAAUUCGAGAGGAAUGGCUUCUUGAUUCAUCCCAGAAGGAUCUGAGUAGAGAUAACAGGCCAGAGAAUUAUAGAAACAUGUUCUCCCUGGGUGGUGAGACCAGGAAUGAGAACAGGGAAUUAACUUCAAAACAGGUAAUAUCUACUGGAAUCCAACCACAUGGAGAGACAGCUGCCAAAUGCAACGGGGAUGUUAUCGGGGGUCUUGAGCCUGGAGAAGCCCGAGACCUUCUGGGCUCAUUAGAGAGGCAGCGGGGAAAUCCCACCCAAGAGAGACGACAUAAAUGUGAUGAAUGUGGGAAGAGCUUUGCUCAGAGUUCAGGCCUUGUUCGUCACUGGAGAAUCCACACUGGGGAGAAACCCUAUCAGUGUAAUGUGUGUGGUAAAGCCUUCAGUUACAGGUCAGCCCUUCUUUCCCACCAGGAUAUCCACAACAAAGUAAAACGCUACCACUGUAAGGAGUGUGGUAAAGCCUUCAGUCAAAACACAGGCCUGAUCCUGCACCAGAGAAUCCAUACUGGGGAGAAGCCAUAUCAGUGCAAUCAGUGUGGGAAAGCUUUCAGUCAGAGUGCAGGCCUUAUUCUGCACCAGAGAAUCCACAGUGGGGAGAGACCCUAUGAAUGUAAUGAGUGUGGGAAAGCUUUCAGUCAUAGCUCACACCUCAUUGGACAUCAGAGAAUCCACACUGGGGAGAAGCCCUAUGAGUGUGAUGAGUGUGGGAAAACUUUCAGGCGGAGCUCACAUCUUAUUGGCCAUCAGAGAAGCCACACUGGGGAGAAACCCUACAAAUGCAAUGAGUGUGGGAGGGCCUUCAGUCAAAAGUCAGGCCUUAUUGAACAUCAGAGAAUCCACACUGGAGAAAGACCCUAUAAAUGUAAAGAAUGUGGGAAAGCUUUCAAUGGGAACACUGGCCUCAUUCAGCAUCUGAGAAUUCACACAGGGGAGAAACCCUAUCAAUGUAAUGAGUGUGGGAAAGCCUUUAUUCAGAGGUCAAGUCUCAUUCGACAUCAAAGAAUCCACAGUGGAGAAAAAUCUGAAUCCACAGGAGUUUAGGGAAAAACUUCAGUCGUAGAUUGGGUGUUAAUUCAACAUUAGAGGAACCAUGUGCUGGUGAGAGGUCUUUCACUGUUUUUU
This is a messenger RNA of Cervus elaphus (red deer), 2196 nucleotides long. It is a transcript of the gene ZKSCAN8, whose product is annotated as zinc finger with KRAB and SCAN domains 8. Bases 379 to 2115 code for a protein of 578 amino acids. The record is from RefSeq and is a predicted model, not a curated record. Gene Ontology annotation, molecular function: RNA polymerase II cis-regulatory region sequence-specific DNA binding; DNA-binding transcription factor activity, RNA polymerase II-specific. Gene Ontology annotation, biological process: regulation of transcription by RNA polymerase II. NCBI's taxonomy places the organism in Eukaryota, Metazoa, Chordata, Mammalia, Artiodactyla, Cervidae. The transcript is spliced from 7 exons.